Prionailurus viverrinus (fishing cat) is the source of this 4233-nucleotide messenger RNA. RefSeq names its product glutamate ionotropic receptor NMDA type subunit 2C (gene GRIN2C). Gene Ontology annotation, molecular function: transmitter-gated monoatomic ion channel activity involved in regulation of postsynaptic membrane potential; NMDA glutamate receptor activity. The transcript is spliced from 12 exons. Gene Ontology annotation, cellular component: postsynaptic membrane; plasma membrane; postsynaptic density membrane. The record is from RefSeq and is a predicted model, not a curated record. Gene Ontology annotation, biological process: excitatory postsynaptic potential; synaptic transmission, glutamatergic; monoatomic ion transport. Lineage: Eukaryota; Metazoa; Chordata; Mammalia; Carnivora; Felidae. The coding region runs from base 251 to 3925 and encodes 1224 amino acids.
CCAGAGAGCCCUGGGGACGCUCAGCUAACCUGUCUCUUUCUCUUUAUCUGUGUCUGGCUCUCCCUCCCUCUCUGCCUCUCUUUGUGGAGGGAGGUUUUCUCCUUUUUUCUUUCAUCCUUGGGAUGUAUGUGUCUCUGACUCCUCCCCCCCCCCCCCCCGCACUGUGUGCUCAUCUUUUCUCUUCGUGCUUCUGUCUUCUGUCUCCCUCCCUGUACCCACCCUGAUCUCUCUGCAGGACCCUCUGGUGGACAUGGGUGGUGCCCUGGGGCCCGCCCUGCUGCUCACUUCACUCCUCGGUGCCUGGGCAGGGCUGGGCCCGGGGCAGGGUGAGCAAGCUAUGACGGUGGCCGUAGUGUUUGGCAGCUCGGGGCCACCGCAGGCCCAAGCUCGUACCCGCCUCACCUCCCAGAGCUUCGUGGACCUGCCUCUGGAGAUCCAGCCGCUCACCGUGGGGGUCAACAACACCAAUCCCAGCAGCCUCCUCACCCAGAUCUGCGGGCUCCUAGGCGCUGCCCGCGUCCAUGGCAUCGUCUUUGAGGACAACAUGGGCACCGAGGCCGUGGCCCAGAUCCUGGACUUCAUCUCCUCCCAGACCCAUGUGCCCAUCCUCAGCAUCAGUGGGGGCUCUGCUGUGGUCCUCACCCCCAAGGAGCCGGGCUCGGCCUUCCUGCAGCUGGGCGUUUCCCUGGAGCAGCAGCUGCAGGUGCUGUUCAAGGUGCUGGAGGAGUACGACUGGAGCGCGUUCGCCGUCAUCACCAGCCUGCACCCGGGGCACGCGCUCUUCCUGGAGGGGGUGCGCGCCGUCGCCGACGCCAGCUACCUGAGCUGGCGGCUGCUGGACGUGCUCACGCUGGAGCUGGGCCCGGGCGGGCAGCGCGCACACACCCAGCGCCUGCUGCGCCAGCUCGACGCCCCGGUGCUGGUGGCCUACUGCUCGCGCGAGGAGGCCGAGGUGCUUUUCGCCGAGGCGGCGCAGGCCGGCCUGGUGGGGCCCGGACACGUGUGGCUGGUGCCCAGCCUGGCGCUGGGGAGCACCGACGCGCCUCCCGCCGCCUUCCCCGUGGGGCUCAUCAGCGUCGUCACCGAGAGCUGGCGCCUCAGCCUGCGCCAGAAGGUCCGCGACGGCGUGGCCAUCCUGGCCCUGGGCGCCCACGGCUACCAGCGGCAGCACGGCGCCCUGCCCUCCCCGGCUGGGGACUGUCGUGGCCACCCUGGGCCCAUCAGCCCUGCCCGGAAGGCCUUCUACAGGCACCUACUGAAUGUCACCUGGGAGGGCCGAGACUUCUCCUUCAGCCCUGGUGGGUACCUGGUCCAGCCCACCAUGGUUGUGAUCGCCCUCAACCGUCACCGCCUCUGGGAGAUGGUGGGGCGCUGGGACCAUGGUGUCCUCCACAUGAAGUACCCAGUGUGGCCUCGCUAUAGUGCCUCCCUGCAGCCUGUAGUGGACAGCCGGCACCUGACGGUGGCCACGCUGGAAGAGCGGCCCUUUGUCAUUGUGGAGAGCCCUGACCCCAGCACGGGCGGCUGUGUGCCCAACACUGUGCCCUGCCGCAGGCAGAGCAACCACACCUUCAGCGGUGACACGGCCCCCUACACCAAGCUCUGCUGUAAGGGCUUCUGCAUUGACAUCCUCAAGAAGCUGGCCAAGGUGGUCAAGUUCUCCUAUGACCUGUACCUGGUGACCAACGGCAAGCAUGGCAAGAGGGUUCGAGGCGUGUGGAACGGCAUGAUCGGGGAGGUGUACUACCAGCGGGCAGACAUGGCCAUCGGCUCCCUCACCAUCAACGAGGAGCGUUCCGAGAUUGUGGACUUCUCUGUGCCUUUUGUGGAGACGGGCAUCAGUGUGAUGGUGGCACGCAGCAAUGGCACCGUGUCCCCCUCGGCCUUCCUGGAGCCCUACAGCCCUUCAGUGUGGGUGAUGAUGUUUGUCAUGUGUCUCACCGUGGUGGCCAUCACAGUCUUCAUGUUUGAGUACUUCAGCCCUGUCAGCUACAACCAGAACCUCACCAGUGGCAAGAAGUCUGGGGGCCCAUCCUUCACCAUCGGCAAGUCUGUGUGGCUGCUGUGGGCGCUGGUCUUCAACAACUCGGUGCCCAUCGAGAACCCCCGAGGCACCACCAGCAAGAUCAUGGUCCUAGUCUGGGCCUUCUUCGCCGUCAUUUUCCUCGCCAGCUACACCGCCAACUUGGCCGCCUUCAUGAUCCAGGAGCAGUACAUCGAUACUGUGUCUGGCCUCAGUGAUAAGAAGUUUCAGCGGCCUCAAGAUCAGUACCCACCCUUCCGCUUCGGCACGGUGCCCAACGGCAGCACAGAGCGGAACAUUCGCAGCAACUACCGAGAGAUGCACACCCACAUGGUCAAGUUCAACCAGCGUUCGGUGGAGGAUGCGCUCACCAGCCUCAAGAUGGGGAAGCUGGAUGCCUUCAUCUAUGAUGCUGCUGUCCUCAACUACAUGGCGGGCAAGGACGAGGGCUGCAAGCUGGUCACCAUUGGCUCUGGCAAGGUUUUUGCCACCACUGGCUACGGCAUCGCCAUGCAGAAGGACUCCCACUGGAAGCGGGCCAUAGACCUGGCGCUCCUGCAGUUCCUGGGGGAUGGGGAGACACAGAAGCUGGAGACAGUGUGGCUCUCGGGGAUCUGCCAGAACGAGAAGAACGAGGUAAUGAGCAGCAAGCUGGACAUCGACAACAUGGCGGGCGUCUUCUACAUGCUGCUGGUGGCCAUGGGACUGGCCCUGCUGGUCUUUGCCUGGGAGCACCUGGUCUACUGGAAGCUGCGCCACUCAGUGCCCAACACGUCUCGGCUGGACUUCCUGCUGGCUUUCAGUAGGGGCAUCUACAGCUGCUUCAGCGGGGUGCAGAGCCUGGCCAGCCCCGCGCGGCCGCCCAGCCCGGACCUGACUGCCGGCUCGGCCCAGGCCAGCGUGCUCAAGAUGCUGCAGGCGGCGCGUGACAUGGUGACCACGGCUGGCGUGAGCAGCUCCCUGGACCGCGCCACGCGCACCAUCGAGAGCUGGGGCAGCAGCCGCCGCGCUCCCCCGCCACCCGCCUGCCCCGGCCCGCGGCCACCCACGCCCGGCCCGUCCCCGGCGCCCAGCCCCCCGGGCCGGGGGCCGCCGGGCGGGGGUCGUGCCGCGCUGGCGCGCAGGGCUCCGCAGCUCCCGGGCCGCCCUCCGACGCCUGGGCCGUCGCCGCCAGACGUGUCCCGGGUGUCGGGCAGGCCGCCCCGGGAGGUGCGACGGCCGGUGCAGGCCGGGCGCGGCGGGCGGCACCUGUCGGCCUCCGAGCGGCGCGCGCUCCCAGCGCGCCCCCUGUCGCCCGAGCGCUGCCACUACAGCUCCUUCCCUCGAGCCGACCGGUCGGGGCGCCCCUUCCUCCCGCUCUUCCCGGAGCCCCCGGAGCCAGAGGACCUGCCGCUACUCGGGCCGGAGCAGCUGGCUCGGCGGGAGGCCCUGUUGCGCGAGGCCUGGGCCCAGGGUCCACGCCCGCGCCACGCUUCCCUGCCCAGCUCGGUGGCCGAGGCCUUCGUCCAGCCCCGGUCGCUGCCCACUGGGUGUGGCCGCCCGGCCUGCCGGCGCUUGGCGCAGGCGCCGUCGAUGCGGCUGCCGUCCUACCGGGAGGCCUGCCAGGAGAGCGUGUGGGCCAGGGUCCCCGUCUGGCCGCACAGACAGCACGCCUGCCUGCACGCCCACGUGCCGCUUUGCUGGGGGGCCGUCUGUCCCCACCUCCCCCGCUGUGCCAGCCAUGGCCCCUGGCUCACUGGGGCCUGGGGGCCUCCGAGGCACAGAGGCAGGACCCUGGGGCUGAGCACAGGCUACAGGGACAAUGGGGGGCUGGAAGAGGUCAGCAGGGUGGCCUGUGGGACACACGGCUUCCCUGGACCUUGUACCUGGAGGCGGAUCUCCAGCUUGGAGUCAGAAGUGUGAGGGGUCAGCUACUGUGGUUCCUGGUCAACUGGAUUCUCUGCCUGGCACUUCCAGGGUUAGUGCGGGCAGGCGUUUCUGGAUUCCGCCCUGAAAUCCUGGCCUUGGGUCCCCAGUGACAGAUGUCUUCCAUGGUCAGUUGAGUGAUCUCGGCGGUCUCCGGUCCUGGUGUGGUCCGGGUGGGCUGUUGUUGUCCUCUUAUGCAAAGCCCUUCCCGCCUGUCCUGGAGUCACUGGGAGCAGUGAUGUCUCCCUGCCCUGAUGUUAGCUAGUUUCUAGUCAAGACUGCGGGGGCCUGGUGUAGGAGUAUGG